Messenger RNA from Phanerochaete carnosa HHB-10118-sp, 1350 nucleotides. RefSeq lists its product as uncharacterized. Gene Ontology annotation, biological process: membrane protein intracellular domain proteolysis; regulation of response to endoplasmic reticulum stress. Gene Ontology annotation, cellular component: membrane; cytoplasm. Bases 1 to 1116 code for a protein of 371 amino acids. The transcript is spliced from 6 exons. Gene Ontology annotation, molecular function: metalloendopeptidase activity. The record is from RefSeq and is a predicted model, not a curated record. Lineage: Eukaryota; Fungi; Basidiomycota; Agaricomycetes; Polyporales; Phanerochaetaceae.
AUGCGAUUACGGCAGCCAUUACCGUUACUCGCCGUCGGCGCGUCCUUGGUAGUGCUCUUGCCUUCUGCGCACGUCGCUCUCCCCUCAGCUGGUCUUGCCGGACUGGCACCCUCUGCUCGGCUGCGUGUCAUCUCCGCUGGUGCCUUCCACAACCUCGUGCUCUGGCUUGCGUUGACAUCUGUCUCAUGGCUCGGUUUCGGUACGCUCGUUUGGUCCUGCCUCGGAUACCGAGACGUCAGCGCGUACGGCAGGGUGGUCGUGGCCGUAGAGGAGAGCUCGCCGGUACAGGUUGCUCUUCCAGUCGGAGCGGUAAUUGUGCAGAUCGACGACGUGCUCUUGGCAUCGACGAAGCCUCCUCAUGAUAUAUGGUCGCUAUAUGCGUCAGAGGGCCACAAGUCGCUUGGUGCAGACGAUCUGGGAUGGUGCAUGAAUUCGGCGUGGUUCCUGAGUCAACCCGAAGGCUGCUGCGACACGAACGAAACGACGCCGAACUCCUCGUGCUUCACAGCCGACGCCGUCCAGUCUCGUCCUUCCGUCCCCCGCCAGAAGUGCGCGCCGACCCUCGAAGUCCUCCGCCCCGACCUCGAGGUGGCCAGGCGCUGUGCCGCCGCCGCAGACUGUGCCGAAGGGAACGAGUGCGUCAGGCUCAGGGAGGACCAGCACAUCAUGAGGGUGGACUUUGCCCCUCCCGGACACGAUGGCGGACACCAGACCAUGGUGUGGAGUGGGCCGCCCGAAGAGUUCUUCGAGGAUGUCGUGACCAGCGCCUACAUGCCGCAAUACUCGUUUCUGCCUCUGUGGCUUCCGGCUUUGUUCAGCACGACGUUCAGCUAUAUCUCCACCUUGACGAUGUCGUUGUACCUGUUCAACCUGCUCCCGCUCCCGUACCUCGACGGCUCGCAGCUGCUCGACGCCCUCGCGGACCUUGUCAUCCACGGCUCCUCUGACAGACCUUCCGGAGACGUAGAGCUGGGCGAGACGCAGCGCUCCGCUUCUCCAGGCGCGUCAAAGUGGCGUUGGCGCUGGUAUGCGCGCAUGAAGCAGGGCACGCAGCUCUCCCUAGAAUUGUUGCUUGUCGUAUGCCUGUUGUCUGCGCUCUGGCGCUCCUGGAGCUAGAUGGCCCGCAUCCCUUCCCCCAUUCCCACGCACAGUCUGCGGGCUCCGGAGAAGGCUGUGACCGAACUGAUCGGUGCGCGCUGCGGGGUCACCUAGCUGUGGUCGCAGCCCUCAGUUAGGGUUGGGUAUGUGGUACACGACUUCGGCGUUGGUUACGGCAUUUAUUCUCCCGUUUGCUCAUUGUCUGCGCAUCUGCCAAAGGUAUCGCCUGAAGAGUGAGUGCUUCCAGACGAC